This is a messenger RNA of Chenopodium quinoa (quinoa), 757 nucleotides long. RefSeq names its product organ-specific protein S2-like. The coding region runs from base 123 to 488 and encodes 121 amino acids. Lineage: Eukaryota; Viridiplantae; Streptophyta; Magnoliopsida; Caryophyllales; Amaranthaceae. The record is from RefSeq and is a predicted model, not a curated record. The transcript has 2 exons.
UAACACUUUUAUUCCACACAGCAAACCAUCAACAUUCAACAGUAUCUCAUCCUAAGAUUAGUUUCUGUCAAAAAAAUAAAAAUAAAAAGAAAAUAAAUUUAAAAGAUCAGAGAUUUGCAAAUAUGGAAUCUUACAUCAAAAUCCUCUUCAUUGCUCUUCUUUCUCUUAACUUGCUCGCGAGCCCAAGUGAUGGGAGGAAAGACCCGAAAACAUAUUGGGGAGACAUGAUGAAGGAUCAACCGAUGCCUGAAGCUCUAGAAGAUUUCAUAAAUCAAAGUUCUUAUGAAAAGAGAGAAACAAUCAAAGAAUUCAUCAAAGACUUUGAUCCAAUUCCUAAUAUUUCAGUUUACCAUGAUGAUAGUGUGAAUUCCAAAGAAUUGAAAUCAAAGAAGGCAGAUUGCAAGGAAGAACAUCAUGAUAAACUAGCAUCAAAGAAAUUUGACGACGAAUUUGAACCAAUCCCUAAUAUUUCUGCUUACAAUGACUAAUUAGACAAAAGAAAAAAGAAAUGCAUUGGAUUAUAUAUAUGUAUUAUUUCAGGUUUGUAACACUUGCUUGUGUAUUUUCCUUAUGUUUGUGUGCCAUCCUAAAAGAGGUCUCGUUAUGUACGUGACCUGAAGGUUUUACUCGGUUUAUAAUAAUUUGCGCAAUUCAGAUUUUAUUUUCACAUUUUCUUUUUGUGAGAAUACUCGUGUAAUAGUUAUAUGAGUGCAGUUUUCUGAUGUAUCGUUAAUAAAAUCUUUUAAUAUAUGUGUCC